Messenger RNA from Benincasa hispida (wax gourd), 1140 nucleotides. Lineage: Eukaryota; Viridiplantae; Streptophyta; Magnoliopsida; Cucurbitales; Cucurbitaceae. The record is from RefSeq and is a predicted model, not a curated record.
AUGGAUAUUCUAAUUUCAGUUGUGACAAAAGUGAUAGAGUGCACAUUUGAACCAAUUGGACGCCAAGUAGGUUACAUCUUUCUCUAUAACGAAAACAUGAAGAAUCUUGAAGAGCAAACUCAAAGUCUUAUGAAUGCCAGAGAUAGGGUGCAACAAGAGGUGGAUCAGGCAAGAGGCAAUGCACAUAAAAUCUUUGAUGAUGUUUCACAGUGGUUGGCCGAAGUGGACGAGAUCACUAAACAACUCGAGAAGGAUCGUCAUACUAAUCCUUCGUGCUUUAAUUUGAUCGAGCGACGUCGAUUAAGUAGAAGAGCAUAUGAGACAGCAAAAAAGAUUCGUGGAGCUUUUGAAACAAGAAAGUUGUUUUGUGGUAAUGUUGGUUAUCCUGUACCUCUACAAGGGAUCCAACGUUGCGAUAUCACCGAUUAUCAAAUUCUGGAGUCAAGAACAUUGAUGGCCGAUCAAAUUAAGGAUGUACUUGCAGACCCUAAUGUCAACAAGAUUGGAGUAUAUGGUAUGGGAGGUAUUGGAAAAUCUAUGUUGCUCCAUGAAGUUAAGGAGUUAGUGAAGGAACACAAAUUAUUUGAUCAAGUGAUUACCGUCAUUGUAAGUAGAACGUACGACGUAAAAGGUAUACAAGCACAAAUUGCAGACAAGUUGAGGUUUGGAUUUGAUAAGCUCGAAACUAAGCAGGGAAGAGCGGAUUUAGUACGAACGAAGUUGGAGAUGGAAAAGAAUAUGCUCAUUAUGUUGGAUGAUUUGUGGACACCACUCGAUCUUGUAGAUAUUGGAAUUCCUUGCAGAUCGGAAUCAAAUAAAAAAGGAUGUAAGAUACUCAUGACAAGCCGAGAUCGUGAUCUACUCAAGAAUAACAUGAAUGCAGAUCAGUGUUUUCAAAUGAAUUCUCUAGACGAAAAAGAGUCUUGGAAGUUUUUUACGACAAUUAUUGGUGAUAAGUUUGAGAAAAAUCGUGUGGAAGGCAUAGCAAAGGAGGUCGUAAGAAAAUGUGGCAGGUUACCGAUUGCACUUAAAAUUAUUGCAAAAGCAUUGAAAGAUAAAGAUGUGCGUAUUUGGAAGGAUAUUUUGAAGCAAUUAGAAAACCCAGUUUCAGUGAACAAGUGUAUUCGUUACUUAAGUUGA